Molecule: messenger RNA, 3205 nt
Organism: Cuscuta europaea
Lineage: Eukaryota; Viridiplantae; Streptophyta; Magnoliopsida; Solanales; Convolvulaceae
Source: the annotation of a GenBank genome assembly
CGUGUGAGUUCUAUUCCCGUCAUUAUUAGAUCAACCAAGAUAAGGCUCAAAUUUUCUUCUCCAUUCCUUUCAUGGCCGCGAAACUCUCUGCAUGUCUUCAAAUCCAUUUCAUUAAUGCACCAUCCUCCUCAGACACGAAACACCCCGUUCUGUCCAACUCCAGAAGAAGAAGAAGGCUGAACAUAUCUUGCAAUUCUUCCGAUUCUCCUCCAAAAGUUGCAGAAAAACAUCGAAGCCAGAGAAAUGGCCGAUCUUUAUCUGAACAACUCAAGCCUCUGUCCACAACCCUACUUUCCGACCAGCCAAAGAAAACAAAGAUCCAAUCCAAACCCAAACCCACUUGGGUCAACCCGACUCGACCCAGACCUCCUGCUCUGUCUCUUCAUCGCCAGAACCGCGCUGCUUACUCCUACAACAACAACCCUCAACUCAGGGACGUAAAGAUAUUUGCUAAGAAGUUGAAUGAGCCUGGUCUCUCCAAGGAUGAUUUCUUGGCUGUUCUUGAGGAAAUGCCAGAACCUCUCACUAAAGAGAACGCCCUAUUGUUGCUCAACAACUUGAUAAAUUGGGAAAAAUCCCUCCUUUUCUUGAAAUGGAUCAGGGCCAAAAACCAAUUUCCACUGGAAACCAUAUUCUAUAAUGUUGUUAUGAAGUCUUUGAGGUCUAGCUGGCAGUUUGGGCUUAUGGAGGAUCUUGCUCUUGAGAUGGAGCAGAAUGGAGUUGGUCUUGAUAACAUAACAUACUCAACCAUCAUCACAGGGGCAAAAAGGUGUAAGCUUUCGGAGAAAGCCAUUGAGUGGUUUGAGAGAAUGUACAAGACAGGAUUGGUACCUGAUGAGGUGACAUACUCGUCAGUUCUUGAUGUGUAUGCUCAGUUAGGGGAGGUUGAGGAGGUAAUGAAUUUGUAUGAAAGGGGCCGUGCUAGCGGGUGGACCCCAGAUAAUGUGGCAUUUGCUGUUCUUGCGAAAGUGUUUGGUUCGAAUUCGGAUUAUGACGGGAUUAGGUUCGUAUUGAGUGAAAUGAAGGAACUUGAAGUGAAGCCCAAUUUGGUUGUUUACAACACUCUAUUGGAAGCAUUGGGGAAGGCCAGUAAGCCCGGUUUGGCGAGGUGCUUGUUUGAGGAGAUGUUGGAAAAUGGGGUUGAGCCGAACGAGAAGACCUUGACUUUCAUGAUUAAGAUUUAUGGAAAGGCAAGGUGGGGCCGGGAUGCCUUGGAACUUUGGGAAAGGAUGGAGUCGAAUGGCUGGCCUAAGGACAUCAUUUUGUAUAACACGUUGUUAAGCAUGUGUGCGGAUCUUGGGUUGGUGGGAGAGGCCGAGAGGUUGUUUAGUGAUAUGAGAGGGUUGCCGGGCGGGCGUGACAGCUGGUCCUAUACUGCCAUGCUCAAUAUAUAUGCGAGCGGGGGAGCUGUCAGUAAGGCUUUGGCUUUGUUUGAGGAGAUGUCUGAGGUUAGGGUUGACCUUAACGUCAUGGGGUGCACUUGUUUGGUUCAGUGCCUGGGGAAGGCAAAGAAAUUCGAUGAUCUGGUUAGGGUUUUUUAUUGGGCUAUGGAUAGAGGGAUCAGACCGGACGAUAAGCUCAGCGGGUCAUUGCUCUCUGUCUUGUCAUAUUGUGAUGUUGGGGGUGCAGAUGAGGAGAAGGUUUUUGGUUGUUUGUUGAAAGCCAACCCUGGCAUGGUUGCCUUCCUGAAGCUGCUGCUUCUUGGGCAAGACAGCAGCACAAGUCAUAUUGAUAAUGACUCUCUGAGAAAGGAGUUCAGAGAGAUUCUUGGGAACACUUCUCCUGGAUCCCGAAGACCCUUCUGCAACUGCCUGAUCGAUAUAUGUAGGAAAAGGAACCUCGGAAACCGGGCCCAUGAGCUGCUGUAUGCUGGGACCAUGUAUGGGCUCUAUCCCGGUCUGCAUAGCAAGACGCCAAAGGAAUGGUGUUUGAAUGUCCAGUCGAUGUCCGUGGGUGCUGCCCAAACUGCAUUUGAGGAGUGGAUGGUGAGUAUUGUUAAAAUGGUGGAGCGGGAAGAGCCGUUGUCGGAGUUUCUCACGGCUCGCACGGGGGCGGGGACCCACAAGUUCUCCCAAGGAUUGGCUCAUGCGUUUGCUUUGCAGGUGGACAGGUUUCAAGCUCCGUUCGAGGAAAAUGCUGCGGGGGUGUUCGUGGCCAAUAGGGAUGAUUUAGUGUCGUGGGUUCAAUCAAAUGCUGCUGCUGCUUCUUUACUUGCUUAAACUGCAUGCAUGCAUCAUUGACCUAACUGUGAAUCGAUCAUUUCGUUCUGAAUUUUUGUUUCGCAGAAUUGCAGCUAUUCCUGCUUCUAAGAAAAUUGGCUCAGUAUUUUUCUUCUCUUUUUUAAAGGAGUAUAAUUUCUCAGGAUUAGAAGUGGAAAUGAUGAAUUGCUCUCGUUAUAGCUCUCUCCUAAGAGUCGUCUGUAGACAAAAGUUGGUGUGGAAAAGCUAGUCUAGUUCUACGAGUCCAUUCCAAUUUUUUUUAUAAAAAGAUUGACAACAGUUGAUUGCUAAAACACCCUCUCCAUUGUUCCAAAAAAGGUGGAAUCACCCACCUCAAGCGCCCCCGCACUCUGAUUCGGCAUGCACGAGUUGUAACCUCCAUACGACCAUUAUGGGUUUCAAACCUUGGUUAUUGUUCCAAAUUUCCCACCACUCAAUUAACUGAGUUACGCGUGCAGGUUGCUAAAACUCCCUCCAUCGCAUCCCUCAAUCAAUUGACCUGUACAUCAAAUAAGAAAUUAAAAAUCUGGAACAAUAAUUUUAGACCUGUUGGAUAAACAUGUCGGAAAUAACAAGAAAUGGAAAAUUGACAAAGCUCUAUGGGAGGAAGGAAGUAGGCCUAUAAUGGUCGGGUCGAGUUUAACUUCAGACUCGUCUUUUUGUAACGAGUAUGAGUUACAUUUUAUUCCGUUUACCCAGAUUCUGAUUUGGAUUUGUUAUUUUGUACUAUAAACGGGUCGAGCAUGGUACAUGUUAUUUCGACUCGUUAAAGACUUGUAUCCGUUGAAAAUUCAUAUAUAUUCAUAUACAUACAAAUGCACAUUUAGUGACUGUCAUAUUUAUACAUAAAUGAUACUUCUUUUGUAAUUUGAAAAACAAUGUUUGUUUUUCGUUUUAGUUUUGGUUAUUUUUAACGAGAAAUGUAACUAGAUUACUUGAUUUUGAUUUAGCAAACUAUGUAAUUUGUCUCAAAUUUUAAAUUUUAU